CAGGAUUUAUCGUAUUCGCCGUUAACCAGCUAAUUUUAUUUUGCAGGGUAACUUGGUAUGAAGACAGUUUAUCCUUGACUUACCAUGAAAUAUGGAUUCACAGAAAUCAUCGGUCAAUUGCACGAAAAUCCUAUUGAAUUUCUUUGUUAUCUGAAUUUUAUGCCAAGAGAACCAAUGAAGGAAUCUGGCAAUGCUAUUACGUUAUAUUUUACAGUGAUUCAAUUCAGUGAAUAUUGCAGAAGUGGCCCAGUGGAUUUCAAGCAAAUACGUUUUCAGUAAAGUUUUUCACGUUUCAAUAAUUAAAAACAUGCAUUACUUUUCAAUACUAAGCUACCGGUAUCACUGGCUAUGUCUUGACACAAAGCCUAGCCAGUUGAUAACAGAUUCGGCUUAUUUCAUCCAUGCAAUCUGUUAUUGAGUUUUUUGAUUAGAGGAAUGAAAGUGGAAUCCAGUAAUAGAGAUAGAAGUAGGCCUACCCUUAUAAUCUUUGGAUGAAACUUUGGAAUUAAACCAAAUUUUCUAUUUUAACUUGACAGUCAGCUUAAAAAUCAAUGAAUCUUCAAAUAAUAUCACCAAUUCAGACAAUGAUUAAUAGAAUAUUUACUUUCAAUUAAGUUAUCCAAAAUAAAACUCUUUGAAAACAGUAUAUGUGAUAUAUUUUGAAAUUCCUCCAGCUAUUGGCUAUUUCAGCGAUUUUUUAAUGCAUUCAAGGUUACUAAAAUAUAUUACCAACAAAGUGAAAUUCAAAAUUCAUAAAUAAUAAUAACUACCUUAUACCAUAAUGUAUGAAUCCUUAUUCUAUAUUCUUAUUAGAUGAUUGCCUGUCUGACUAAACAAUUGUGAAUUUGCUUAUCUUAUCUGAAAUCCAUCAAUUCGUCUUAUUCAUUAGAUCCUUCGAUUACCAUUGAAUAAAUUAUUUUUCGAAUCAGUUUUGCUUCUCUAGUGGUUCUGGAACUAGUUGGCCUACUGAUCAUCGAGUCAGUGAGUAAGUGAGUUCAAGAAAUUGAACUAAAAUGACUGAACUUUUAGUCGCUUGUUGCAGGUCUGCUGAUUGACCACACCUAGUGGACUUUCUUGAUCUGACGUCUUCCUCUUUCUGUUUUUAAUAUAUUCGCUGCUUGACUUUGACCCUCAUUCAGGAAUCCAGUUCCGAACCGAUGCGCACGCGCGUAAUGCUCUCUCUCCUUCUUCCGGUGUUACUCUCUUCAUUAGGCUCUUUUGGACUCACACAGGAGAACGAUGUGAAAAUUGACUGGAGCUUCUUCAACUGUCAUAUACAACUCUACGAACCAUGUCCAUCCAGUAAAAUAUUAUUCUAUCUCUUCACAAACAAAUCGGACUUGCCGUACAGACUAGAUUCGAGUGACCCCCGACUUCCGACCGCUGUCAAUUCAUCCCUGCCGUUGAAAGUGAUAAUUCAUGGCUACGCGGGGCGUGUUCUCACUGAUCCUACUUCUCAAAUAAGAACAGAGUACCAGCGAACGGGUGGCGUGAACGUGCUGGUGGUUGACUGGGGCCGCCUGGCCAAACUGCCGUGCUACCCGACGGCAGUGCUGAACACGGCACAGGUGGGCCAAUGCACGGCCGAGUUCCUCGCAGCCCUGGUCAGGCGGCCAGGCGCAAGGCCUAAGUAUGUGCACAUCAUCGGCUUCAGUCUGGGUGCACACAUCGCCUCCUUCGUCAGCAACUAUGUGCACAUGGCCACUGGCAGGAAGAUCUACAGGAUCACCGGACUUGAUCCAGCUCUUCCACUAUUCGCCAACUUGAAAACCAGCUACAAAUUGGACAAGAAAGAUGCCAGACAUGUGGACAUCAUCCAUACGAACAUAGGAGUGUUUGGCAAGAGAGAGCCAAUCGGGCAUGUCGACUUCUACGUCAAUGAGGGAUCAAUGCAACCGUCCUGCCACAAUCAUCGAAAUCCAUCUUUGUGUAGUCACAUGCUGGCACCCACCUACUUUGCUGAGUCGAUAUCGUCGCCAAAAGGGUUUUGGGGCACGUCUUGUCCCAGCUACCUGCAGUAUGCUUGGGGCUGGUGUCCACUCCAAGAAUCCGGACAACCCCAGGCACGCCAAAGAAUUCAAAUGGGUGAACAUAUUCUGAAAGGAGCAAGAGGUGUCUAUAUUGUGAAAACAGCAUUGAAUCCUCCAUAUGCCCUGGGAUAAUCUCAAAAUGUAAUCUCGUGAUGAACCUACUCAAACUCAAAGCUUCUCCAUACGUUGAGAUUAACCUUUCCAGUAUGAUCCAUUAGCUGGACUUGGAGG
Molecule: messenger RNA, 2261 nt
Organism: Nilaparvata lugens (brown planthopper)
Lineage: Eukaryota; Metazoa; Arthropoda; Insecta; Hemiptera; Delphacidae
Product: phospholipase A1-like
Exons: 7
Coding region: 1158-2162 (334 amino acids)
Biological process (GO): lipid metabolic process
Molecular function (GO): lipase activity
Source: RefSeq, a predicted model, not a curated record